Messenger RNA from Serpula lacrymans var. lacrymans S7.9, 4038 nucleotides. RefSeq lists its product as uncharacterized. Gene Ontology annotation, cellular component: nucleus. The transcript is spliced from 17 exons. The coding region runs from base 38 to 3715 and encodes 1225 amino acids. Lineage: Eukaryota; Fungi; Basidiomycota; Agaricomycetes; Boletales; Serpulaceae. The record is from RefSeq and is a predicted model, not a curated record. Gene Ontology annotation, biological process: SCF complex assembly; protein ubiquitination.
AUCCUUAGAUCUUUCCAAUUUUAUAAUCGCGGCCAACAUGACGAAAACAUAUCUCAUGAACAGUCUCAUAGAGAAGAUGCAGUCCCCAGACCAGGAUUUCCGGUUUAUGGGACUGAAUGACUUGAUGAACGAAAUCAAACAGGAUCCCAAUACCUUUGUGGGUGAUGAACCCACCGAGAACAAGGUCCUCAAGCAAGUCCUUCAACUCGUGGAAGACAAGAUCUCUGAGGUUAAGAACCAGGCGGUCAAAUGUCUUGGACAGUUGAUCAAGAUCAUUCGCGAAAGCCAGAUGGACCUUGUUAUAGACAGUCUGAUCAACUUCUCAGUUGGGAAAGAUGAUGAGCUCAGGGAUAUCUCGGCAUUAGCGCUAAAGACAAUCACCUCAGAGUUACCUCCCGACGGUAAGAUCGCUUCCAAAGCAUGCGCAAAACUUGCACCGAGAUUACUUGCGCAAGUGUCAAGCCCUGAUACACCGCCCGAAGCUCUGAUAGAGACUUUGUCCAUUCUGUCCAUUCUCAUUGGUCGCUUCCCUGUUCAUGUCUCUGGUCCUUCCCUCGAACCCCAGCCGCUGACUGCUCUCGCUCCGCUAUUGUCGCAUCCUCGUCCAGCUGUCCGCAAACGCGCCAUCCUUACUAUGUCUCAAUUCGUCCCUGUGGCUCAACCAGAGCUGUUCAAUAACCUAUUACAAACACAUGUGAUGCCGUUCCUGCCUGCUUCAGCCAAUAUCGAGAAGCAACGGACUACUAUUCAACUUAUUGCGGCUAUCGUCCGGCAAUCACCACAACAACUUGCUCCUGUCCUGAAUGACAUUGUACCUGGCAUCGUCAAGGCUGUGCAGCGUGAUGAUGAUGAGCUAAGGGAAGGGUGUAUUCAGGCACUGGAAGCACUGCUUUUGAGAACGCCAGCGGAAAUCACGCCAUUCCUCAACUCGAUAGUGCAAAUUGGCAACCAAUUUAUCAAGUAUGAUCCGAAUUACGCCGGUGGUGAUCCAGACGAGGAUGAAGAGAUGGCUGAUGCAGAUGAUGACGAUGACGAUGAUGGAGAACUUGAUGAGUAUUCCGACGAUGAGGACACUUCUUACAAAAUCCGCCGUUGUGCGACAAAACUGCUUGGAGCCCUCAUAGUCACGCGACCCGAAUUACUCAUCUCACUCUACAAGGAGGUUUCCCCCGUGUUGAUUUCAAGGUUCGGUGACCGCGAGGAAACUGUCCGUUUAGAAGUCUGGGCUACUUACAUCGUCCUUCUCAAUCAAACGAGUGUAUACGGUGGCCUUCCACAGGUCAAGGAUAGCGAUGCCAUUCGCGGAAAAAGAAAACGCGAUAGUGAGGAGAGGAUGGAUGUAGAAGAAACACCAUAUACGCUCCUCCGUUCUCAAGUACCUUCUCUAUCCAAAGCACUUCUUAACCAACUCAAAUCUCCCAGGACAGCGCCUGCAACGCUCCAAGCAGGAUUUGAGCUGCUCCGCGUUUUGUUGGGUGUUUUACCGGGAUGUCUCUCAGCUCAAAUGACGCCUAUCACCGCUUCAUCAAAGAGCGUUUUAUCACAGUCGCCAUCAACGUCUACGUCAGCUUUGCACUUGACUUGUCUUUCUUUCCUCGCACUGCUUUUUUCCACCCACUCUCAGCCUACAUUUUCAGCAUUUCUUCCGACACUGACCCCAGUUCUCUUGAAGUCUCUGAGCGAGAGGCACCCACGGGUUGCUUCCGAGUCUUUCCGCGUUUUUUCGUCCUUGCUCAAUGCCAUGAGACCGGUGAAAAACGACGACUGGGUUGACCGCGUCUACGAUGAAGCUUUGCUGAGGUUGAGUAAUCACGAUACGGAUGCAGAAGUUCGAUCUUGUGCAGAAGACUGCAUAGCAGACUUGUGGAUUUGUGCAACGGAUACGGUGAAAGGUAAAGGCAGGAAAGAGUGGCAAGCUAUUUGCCGCACGUCGGGCACUACAAAUGGGGCUGUCAAGGUCGUGAUCAAAGUUGCUAAUGAUGUAGUCAUCGACGACGAAUGGGUCAAUGGUUGUGUGGAAUGGCUGAUGGUAUUAAUGAGAAAGAGUGGAAGGAGCGGGAAAGCAGACGUUUUUGUGGCUCUGGAUGUUCUUCUGAAAAGGUAUAAAUCUGGCGUGCCUUCUGAUCUCCCACCGACGCUUGUACCUCAGAUCAAGGUUUAUGUCUCCACCGCUGACAUACCCCUUCUAUCCCAAGCCAUGUCUAUUCUUGCCCUCAUCUUGGAGCUAUCGCCUUCAGUAACGUUUCCAGAAGUAGAGCGCGAGGUUCUCGGAGACAUCUACAGAAUUGCUCACUCGCCCCUGGUUUCUGGCACUGCUCUGGAUUCGAUUCUUUCUUUCUUCUCUGCUCUAGUUCAAGCUGAUAGACAAAUUGCGACCCAUGUGGUACCCAGCCUCGUGACGUCUGUAGAAAAAGCCCCUAAAGCUGAAACGAACCCUACGAAUGUGGCAAAAUGUAUUGCUCAAGUUGUCAGGAGUCAGCAGGCAGUCGCAGCGGGAACUAUCGCAGAAUACUCGAAACAUAUCAAGCCUACGUCCAAGGCCAAGCCUUCUACUGUCGUUCUAAGUCUGCUGAUCGUUGGGGAGUUGGGUCGGUUCAUUGAUAUGUCCCCUCAGAAAGAUAUAUUCAGUAACACCAUCGAGCAUUUUGCUGCAGAGCAGGAAGAUAUCCGGACAGCAGCUGCAUUUGCCGCAGGCAACAUAGCUUUAGGAAACCUUCAACAAUUUCUUCCAGCAAUCGUUAAAGCUGUUGAAAACGACCCAAAGAAGAGACUAUUAUCACUGCAAGCCCUGAAAGAGGUGGUCACACAUUGUUCACAUGGACAGCUAGAAGGUGUAGCAGACAUGCUAUGGGCUCCGCUGUUCCACAAUUCUGAGGAUGCUGAGGAGAGUACUCGGAAUGUUGCUGCUGCGUGCUUGGGCAAACUGACAACGACUCACCCAUCUCGAUAUUUACCACAACUUCAUGCUCGCAUCCACGAUGAAAACAUUGCGGCUCGUGCAACUGUUGUAUCAGCGAUUCGAUAUACAUUAGCUGAAUCCGCCACUUCUUACGAUGAACUUCUUGCUCCCCUCAUCAUGGAUUUCUUGUCGUUGAUGAUUGACAAGGACUUGACGGUCCGACGGUUGACUUUGUCAUUACUAAACUCAGCAGCACGCACGAAACCUCAUCUUAUCAGAGAACACCUUGCAUCCCUUCUUCCAAGUUUAUACAAGGAGACUAUCAUCAACCCAGACUUGAUUCGCACUGUUCAAAUGGGUCCUUGGACGCACAAAGUCGACGAUGGUCUUGAAGCACGAAAAACUGCUUACGAGACGAUGUACACAUUGCUUGAUACGUGCCUUUCUAAACUUGACUUGCACGAAUUCCUUAGUCGGGUCCUCCCUGGGCUGUCGGACGACUCGGACGAAAUCAAAGUGAUUUGCCACAUGAUGCUCUUCCGUCUUUCUCAAGUUGCUCCCACGUCUGUCUCUCAACGGUUAGAUGACGCGACGCCACAGAUGGAGAAGACGAUGAAGGGUGCGACGGUGACGAAGGACACAGUGAAACAAGAUCUGGAGCGUGCGGCGGAACUUCAACGGAGCACGUUGCGUGCGGUCGCUGCUCUCAGUAAAAUCAGCAAUGCAAGCGUAUCGCCCAAAUUUGAUGCUUUCGUGGAGGACCUGAAGAAGUCGAAUACAUGGGGUAAUGAGUUCAAAGACCUGGUAGGCGCUUAAGUAUGAAAGGGAGGCCAAUGUCGCGAUAAUGGUGCGAAAAGUGUAUUGUAAUGUUCAACUACGUGUACCAUGCAUCCUUUCUCAAGUGAUAAUCACGUUGUAUCCAUGUUUUGCAAAUGACGUGUAUGGUGUAGGUGUACAAGCAACCGAAGACAAGGUAUUCUAGUUCUACCCGAAUAUAUGCCUAACCCCUAUGUAAAUAGUUAAGAUGCAAGCGAAUUAGCGGUCCAUUCUCCGCUACCCCCUUAAACUAACCGAAAAGUCUCUUGCGGAUCUCUGCGCCUGCUCUUCUCCGCUCAUCAGCGGCGCCUCCAUCACCCAGU